Theobroma cacao (cacao) is the source of this 1303-nucleotide messenger RNA. Its product is annotated as putative pectinesterase 53. Gene Ontology annotation, molecular function: pectinesterase activity. Gene Ontology annotation, biological process: cell wall modification; pectin catabolic process. Lineage: Eukaryota; Viridiplantae; Streptophyta; Magnoliopsida; Malvales; Malvaceae. The record is from RefSeq and is a predicted model, not a curated record.
CAUUCUCCCAAAUCCUUUUCCUAAUUUUAAUAGACCGCCCGGUCCCAAAUGACAUUCGUGCGUCUUCUCAUGGCUUCAGAGUACUAUUUCCAACUCGUUCUCUUCCUUAUUGUUUUCUGCAACUCUUACUUAAAAACUACUUCGAGCAAUCCAGGCAGUGAAACAGACUAUGACAAAUGGCUCAGCUGGCAUGUCCGAAAUCACAAAAGUAAGCAGAUUUUCUGGCAAGCUGAAUCCCUCAUUCAGUCACCUGGCGCUAAAGGGAGAGUUCUUGACGAUAAGCUGAGGAUGGCUGAGAUGAACAAAGUGAGAAUUACUGUUGGUCAAGAUGGAAGUGGCGAUUUCAGGACUAUUAAUGAAGCCCUUAGCAGCAUUCCAUCACGCAACAGCAGGAGAGUCAUUCUGGUGAUCAAACCAGGCAUUUACAGGGAAAAGAUUGUCAUCCCUAGAACAUUGCCCUUCAUUACCUUUCUAGGGGAUGCGAGUAACCCACCGACCAUCACUGGGAACGACACCGCAUCAGGUCCUGGCAAAGAUGGGAUGCCUUUGAAGACAUUUCAGAGUGCGACAGUUGCUGUGGAUGCAAAUUAUUUUGUGGCCAUCAACAUGAAGUUUGAGAACACAGUCCCGCAUCAGAUUGGAUCAAGAGGGGGUCAAGCCGUGGCACUUCGGAUAUCAGGGACCAAGGCUGCAUUUUAUAACUGCAGUUUUUAUGGGGAUCAAGACACUCUUUAUGAUCACAAGGGUCUCCACUACCUCAAUAAUUGCUUUAUCCAAGGCUCUGUUGAUUUCAUUUUCGGCUACGGCAGGUCCCUUUACGAGAACUGCACUGUGAAUUCCAUAUCCAAGAAGGUAGCCUCUCUCACAGCUCAAAAGCGAUCCAAUGCAUCAUUGGCCAGUGGGUUCUCAUUCAAAGAUUGUGUGGUCACCGGCAGUGCCCCUGGCAUGGUCUACCUUGGUAGAGCCUGGGGCGAUUAUUCAAGGGUUGUGUUCUCUUACACCUUCAUGGACAGGGUUGUUCUUCCCCAAGGGUGGAGUGAUUGGGGUGACCGAAAACGUGAUGCUAGAGUGUACUAUGGAGAAUACAAGUGCAGUGGACUGGGAGCCAACUUUACAGGAAGAGUACCGUGGGCACGAAUUCUGACAGAAGAAGAGGCUGAGCCUUUUAUAGGGACUUACUAUGUUGAAGGAGACACUUGGCUCAUCAGCCCUUGACAAAUUGGGCUGUUUGCUUCACAUUUCACCAUGUACUAACGCACGCAUUCCUGCAGGAUCAAACUAGGUCCUAAAUCCUUAAUGCUCU